AUGCACUCCAGCGCCGUCUUCUGCUGCGCGCUGCUGGCGACCGCGCUGGCAGCAGCAGCAGCGCCUCUAGCUGUCAACACACCCCAGCAGCAGCAGCAGCAGCAGCAGCAGCAGCAGCAGCAGCAGCAGCAGCAGCAAGUUGCAGCAGCAGCAGUUUCCAGCAGCGGGGGGGAGUCCGCAGCUGGGGCCCCCCCCAGGGGGGGCCCCCAGGGGGGCCCCCAGGGGGACUUGGGGGCCCCUGAAGGCUCUCCUCAGGGGGCCCCCGCCUCUGCUGCUGCUGCUGCAGAGCAGCAAGGGGAGCCCGCAGCAGCAGCAGCAGCAGCACCAGCAGCAGCAGCAGCAGCAGCACCAGCAGCAGCAGCAGCAGCAGCAGCAGCAAGGGAAGGGGGGCUCUCAGUGGCUGAGAGAGCGUGUGCACCCCUUACGGGUGUUUGUGUUCGCCCGGGUGGGAGGGUUUUGACUGCAGCAGCAGCAGCAGCUGCAGCAGCAGCAGCAGCUGCAGCAGCAACGGGGUUUGCGUAA
Eimeria necatrix is the source of this 522-nucleotide messenger RNA. RefSeq lists its product as hypothetical. Gene Ontology annotation, biological process: translation. The record is from RefSeq and is a predicted model, not a curated record. NCBI's taxonomy places the organism in Eukaryota, Apicomplexa, Conoidasida, Eucoccidiorida, Eimeriidae. Gene Ontology annotation, molecular function: structural constituent of ribosome. The transcript is spliced from 2 exons. Gene Ontology annotation, cellular component: ribosome. Bases 1 to 522 code for a protein of 173 amino acids.